AUGACCAUCCGCCUGGCUUUGGAACAUCCCAAAUUCGCAGCCAAGGAAUCAAGAGAAAAGGGCAUCUUCACGAAGCCGUUCAGGGAAGAACCCAAAUCAAAUCAUGGCGAACACGACGGCGAGACAUAUAAGGAAACACAAACUAUUAUGGAGACACUGACGGUCCUUCAGAACUACGUAGAGGAAAUGUCUGAUGGUCUAGCUAGGGUCAACCCAGAGGCAUUCCAAAUGCUCAGGGCCAUAACGCCAAGACCCAACUUGCCUGCUGAAAAUCCAGAUUUCAUGGUAAGUCACUCAUAUCACUUCCUGUAUGCAGCAAAACGUUGCUCCGUUUUUCUCUUCUCAGAAUCCGUAUAG
This is a messenger RNA of Dibothriocephalus latus, 357 nucleotides long. Lineage: Eukaryota; Metazoa; Platyhelminthes; Cestoda; Diphyllobothriidea; Diphyllobothriidae. The record is from the annotation of a GenBank genome assembly.